Messenger RNA from Dovyalis caffra, 393 nucleotides. The record is from the annotation of a GenBank genome assembly. NCBI's taxonomy places the organism in Eukaryota, Viridiplantae, Streptophyta, Magnoliopsida, Malpighiales, Salicaceae.
AUGGCAGAAGAAGGGAAAUCAGAUGCACAGCUAUUUCAGCUCCUUUCCAAUCUCCUCCAACAAGUGGAAGCACUAUCCAACGAGGAAGAAGUUGAGCUGCGCUCCAAAAUUGAAGCACUUGGAUUAGAGGUUGCAAAAGUGCCUUCAAAGUCGACAGAGAAUCUUGAUGAGCUGGAAAUAGCAAGAGAGUUGGAUAAAUUAUCAGCCAAGUUAGAUGAUGUAGAUGAAAUGAUAUCCUCGGCUCUGGCUUCAGAUCCACAGGUGCAGUCACUCCUGAGUGACACUGCUGAUGUAUGGAUGCCAGUUAUUACUGCUAACGCUGAUGAACGUCGGAACUUUAUAACAGCAGUUGGAGAUGAUAAAUCCGUAGAGAAAGGAGAAAAUUCCAAUUAA